AUGCAUUCCCGUGAGAGUUCCAGGGGAGGUUGGGACGGGGGCCCUCGGAAGUACGCCUACAAUCGCGAGGGAGCCCGGGAACGAGAGAUGCACCUCUAUCUUCCGUAUUGGGGGUUUUCAGAUUCUGAGAAACAUGCUCAACAGUCGAUUGGAAGCCAUCCGAAUGUGUCACGCGACAAUGUCUUGACAGUCUUUGCGCAACUCGCCGCGCUACGAAUGGGCGCUCAAAGAGCAUUAAUAUCACUUUUUGAUAAGAGUAUGCAACAUGUCGUUGCAGAGGCCACACCGGGACUUAGCUUGCGCGGCACCGAGGGGUGUGAGCGAACAGAAGCCUUAUGGCUGGGCGUUUGUCGUCUCCCGCGCCAGCAGAUCACAAUGUGCUAUCAUGCAGUAAGAUCAUUUGUAGAGGACGGUCUGGACAUUUUUGUUGCGACGGAUCUGACUGAAGAUGAUCGAUUCAAACACCAUCCAUCGGUAUCUGAUUAUCCGCAUAACAGGUUCUACGUGUCUGUACCAAUCCAGUCACCGGAUGCAUAUGUCAUUGGGAGUGUGGCAGUGCUUGACGACCAGCCGAGGGAUAGAGUCAGUGAUGAACAAGUACAAUUCCUGAAAGAACUCUCGGUGACAGUUAUGGACUAUUUGCUGUCGCAACGAGCGAUGCGAGAGGAGUAUCGCGAGGAGAAGAUGGUCCGGGCCUUGGGUUUGUUCGUCAGAGGAAAGUCAGACCUGGCCGAAUGGUUCUACGGUCGAAAUUCUCCGGACAAAAAAUAUGGUUCACAGAUGGCACAUGUGAACCGGCGAUUGGAGCAAUUACAAGUCUCUGGUCCAAGCCCCGAUGAGGAAGAGAAUCAACGGGAGUGGCUGAAUGAAGAUGGAGAAGCAGCCAACGCCAAAGCCCGGGAACAAAAGAAGAACAGAUAUAGAUCCCCUGUCCGAAAGUUUGAGAACCAACAGGAAAUGGACAGUGGGGAUGAGGACGAGACAGAUAGCAAAAAGAGCAAAAGACAGCGGCCGCGGCUGUCCCCUACCACUAGCCAAAUUCAAGAAACACUUGUCCCCUCCAGUGUGCGAUCCGUGGUCAACCGCGCCGCGUCUUUAAUAUAUCAGGCACUGGAUGUCGAAGGGGCAAUGUUCAUCGAUGCAAGCGUGUAUGCUCGACGCCAAACAGUGGGUUCUACUGAGACUACGCAUGACACACCAGGAGCAUACAGCAUCGACAACAAAGUAGACGAGGACCAAGUCCCUUCCGCCUCAUGCCCAGAGUCGGGGUUUCCAGGCUCCGCCGACGGCGAAAAGGAGGCCAGAAGCCUGGUCCUUGGUCACUUCACCUCGUCUACAUCUGACCAAGCGGAAAACCUGAAGGACAGUCAUUAUGUCUCUCUCUCUGGUGCGUUUGUGAGCCAUCUCAUUGAUCAGUACCCCAGGGGGAAGAUCUUUCACAUCGAGGAAGAUGGUUCCAUUGCGUUAAGUUAUGAGGGGUUAGCAGAUGAGAUGGACUACUCCGAAAGUGGUGGACGGGGCGCGCAGACUACAGAUGCCCAGAAGAAGGAUGUUCAGCAGGAGACUAUGGACAUCAAGCAACUGAUGAAGGUUCUACCGGAUGCAAGAUGCAUUGCCAUAUUUCCGGUCUGGGACUUUCAGCGAAGUCGCUGGUUUACAGUUAAUCUGGUCUGGACUGAUGAUCCGGGCAGAGUCUUGUCGGAGCCAAAGGAUCUAACAUAUAUGGCCGCAUUCAGCAACACGGUUAUGGCCGAGGUGUCACGCUUGGACCUAGAGGCAGCCGACCGAGCCAAAGGCGAUUUCAUUUCUUCUAUAUCUCAUGAGUUGCGGUCACCUUUGCAUGGCUUACUUGGGACUGUAGAGCUGCUCCAAGAUAUGGUGAACUCCUACGCGCAACGGUCGUUGAUCGAGACCAUAUACAGUUGCGGUAGGACACUGUUGGACACGUUAAACCAUCUUCUUGAUUAUGCUAAGAUUAAUACUCUCACCCGACCACGGCCGUCAGAUGUAGCCGGUAGACAAGGAGGUUCGGACGUGUCCAAGCCCCAAUCAGCGGUGCCUGGCUUUCUUCAAGAUGAAGACCUGGGCGUGUUGGUCCAGGAGGUGAUUGAGGGUCUUCUUGCCGGAGCAGAGUAUCAGCGUCGUGGACCAAACGAUAAUAAUGAGGUAGCCGUGAAGAACAAUGCCAAUAUCCCAGAGUCUCGACUGAUGACUAUUGUGGAUAUUGAGUGGCAAGACAGUUGGCAGUUCAGUGUUCAUGCCGGCGCUUGGCGCAGAGUGGUGAUGAAUCUGUUCGGCAACGCUCUCAAGUACACGCGCUCAGGCUACAUUCGGUUAUUGAUGAAAAAGAAAACGUUGACGAUAGACGGCAAGGACCCUAGACCAGCAGUUCAUAUCACGAUCAGUGAUUCCGGGCGCGGCAUGUCUAAAGACUUUCUUAGGAAUCAUUUGUACAGUGCCUUUCUCCAAGAGGAUACUACUUCUCCUGGCUUAGGGGUGGGCCUUCAUCUAGUCCAUCAAAUCGUGAGGUCUUUGGAUGGACAGAUCAAAUUCACAAGUGAAGUCGAUCGAGGGACAAAUGUAGAUGUUGUUCUCCCUGUCACGCCGCCAGAACGGUCGACCUCUAUUCAAUCCUCUGACUAUCCCGGCUUGAGAGAUAAGCUGAACGGCAUGACAAUCUCAUUAUUCACGAGGAGCUCUCAGAUGGGCGAUCUAGGAUUCGACUCGCGAACAUUUGAAGAUGUCCUGUCGAACCUUGGACAUAUGGUGUCGGGGUGGUUUGGAUUACGGGUAUUGAGCCAGGAAGAACUUGACCAUGAACGGCCAGAUUUCGCUAUUGUUACUGAGCAUGAGUACUACAAGUAUUAUCGACAAGGCUCCAAUGAGCCGACACCAGGUAGCUCGGAAAUCAAACCGUCGCUUCCAUUGAUUGUUCUGAGUGCGGGAACAAGUAGCUGGAAAGCAUUGGGAGAGAGCGUGGACGAAUCGGUUAUCUUUCUUACACAGCCUGUGAGUCCCAAGACUCUCUCAACGGCAUUCAAGCAUUGUCUGGGUUUGUCAGAUCAUUCCCAGGGCUCAACGCCAAAAAGGGACCACUCCCCUUCCGAGCCUGCCAGGGAAACCCCCCAGAAACCUAACGCAGCACCAGAAAUCCAAGCGAAUAAUGGUAAAUCUGAGGAUCUAGGAAAGACUGAUGUUGACGGUGAUGUUAGCGACAACAAGCAAGAAUCGUCCGACAACGAAGAAACUCAGGAUAAGUCAUUGUCAGGCAAGAUUCUUCUCGUGGAGGAUAACCAAGUCAACCUUAAGAUUAUUGAGAUGUGUGUCAAGAGUGCUGGAUUUAAAUACCAGACCGCAACCAACGGCCAAGAAGCCUUGGAGAAGUUCAAGACCGAUCGAUAUGACGCUGUAGUAAUGGAUAUGUCUAUGCCCGUAAUGGACGGCUUGACAGCCACGCGGCAAAUGCGACAUUUUGAACGCACGAAACAGUUGCCACCCACAACUAUACUCAUACUAACUGCAGUUGUGUCAGCCUCUAUGCAGCAUGAAACCAUGAUGAGUGGCGCCAAUAUAUUUCUCACAAAGCCUACGCCACUGAAGCAAUUAAAAGAAAUAUUACGGAGACUAUCUGAAGGGAAGGAUGUGUCCGACGGAAUGAAAUCAUGA
Messenger RNA from Aspergillus pseudotamarii, 3666 nucleotides. Its product is annotated as hybrid sensor histidine kinase/response regulator. Gene Ontology annotation, biological process: phosphorelay signal transduction system; protein autophosphorylation. The coding region runs from base 1 to 3666 and encodes 1221 amino acids. The record is from RefSeq and is a predicted model, not a curated record. Gene Ontology annotation, molecular function: protein binding; phosphorelay sensor kinase activity; histidine phosphotransfer kinase activity. Lineage: Eukaryota; Fungi; Ascomycota; Eurotiomycetes; Eurotiales; Aspergillaceae. The transcript has 5 exons.